Messenger RNA from Dothidotthia symphoricarpi CBS 119687, 820 nucleotides. RefSeq lists its product as uncharacterized. Bases 137 to 376 code for a protein of 79 amino acids. The record is from RefSeq and is a predicted model, not a curated record. Gene Ontology annotation, cellular component: mitochondrion. The transcript is spliced from 3 exons. NCBI's taxonomy places the organism in Eukaryota, Fungi, Ascomycota, Dothideomycetes, Pleosporales, Dothidotthiaceae. Gene Ontology annotation, biological process: mitochondrial respiratory chain complex II assembly.
GCAGCACUUUACUUCCAUAGAUGUCGAGGUCGUCAUUGAUCAACGGCCGCUAGUACCGUGAAGCACGGCCCUUCGGCUAUGGUAACGACUUCGACUGUUGACAUCAGCAACAUCUGCAACAUUUGACGGAGAAACAAUGGCCAGGCUAUCAGGGCUGCAAAGGGAUGUACUGUCGUUCUACAGACAGUGUCUGAGAGCUGUGCGAGAGAAGCCGAGUGACACACGCCCGCAUUUCCGCGAUUUCGCAAGAGGAGAGUUCCGCAAAAACAUAGGAGUAGGCAAGAAGGAUUUUGGCACUAUCGAAUACCUUCUCCGAAGAGGUCGCAACUCGCUCGAGUCUUACUCGGAUCCCGGCAUCAAAGACAUCCACAGGUAGAGCUGCGGUGGGAUGUGCUCAUGGACAGAAAGAGUUGUUGGUAGCCAGAAUAGCCAGAGCAAGCAGUAACUCAGUCGAAAGCCUCCCAGUGUCGGACUCACGUGACCGUGCCAAGACAGUGGAAAGUUCGAGAGGUCUUGGUGUUGCUGUAUACAGUGUUGGGGAAGGAGACCGACACGAGACAAAAGCACUGAUAAUUUCGAGAAGCUUCCUCAAAUGAGGGUCGUUGCUCGAUCGAGUUAUUGGCAUUGGAAUGAUAUCAUACAUCAUGAGCCCUGGAUGUUUCUAGACUCGACCCGAAGUACUGCCGAACUUCCUCACGCCAUGUAGACAGGGGAGGCAAGGGAUUUCUAGCAACACUGCGAUUCUUCCAGAAUCUCAUCACUCAAGUAUAUAAACAUCUCAAUCUGUCUCCCAAGUUCAUCAUCAGAACAACAGUCAUCG